AUGCAGUCGAGCUCCGGGGACAGCGGCCCUCCGAGGAGGAGGACGCCGCGGCGCCGCACCCUCCCGCAGAUCCCGGCGGCGUCGCGGGGCAGCGGCCGGGGGGAGAGCACGGCUGCGGAAACCGGUGCGUCGGUCCGCGGCGGGAUGCGCGGGCGGCGCGGGAGGGGCCGCGGCGGCGGCACCGGCGGGGAGAUCGACUGGCGCGACCCGUCGACGCUGCGGAAUCCACCGGUAGAAGCGGCCCUGCUCGCGCGUCAGUUGUACAGACUGGAGCGCACUCGCGACGAGACCGCGGGCGCAGCCGAGGCGGAGCAGCAGACACGAGAGAAGCGCAAGCGGGGCGCGGAGAAGGCAGCCGACGCCUUGGGAAGGUCCCCGGGAAGGUCCAAGUCGCGCAAGGUCGACGACGCGCCGGUGUGCGGGGGCGGCGGGGGCUGCGGGGGCUGCGGCUGUGGCUGUAGCGGCGCCGCGACGGGCGCGGACGCGGCGUGCGCCUCGGGGAGCGCGGCGGUCGCGAUGGACGAGGACGACGACGGCAGAUCCGAGUCGGGACGUUCGGCCUGCAGCGACUGGAAGCCCGGUGACGACGACGCGGCGGAAGAUGUCUGCGAAGACCUCCUCGACCUCCUCGACGACGACGACCUCGACGACGGCGACCUCGAGGAGGAGAUCGAGAUCAGGGAGACGGCUCUCGAGGUCGCACGGGAUCCGGCGGCGGUGCGCGCCGGCGAGGCGUGGGGGGCGAAGCAGCGUCAGCACUUGCGUCAGCACUGCGCCACGAUGUCGGACGGGGAGAGGAAGCUGGCGCACCAGAAGAUCGACCUGGCGGUGCGGGUCGCGCCGCUCAAGUACGGGACCUCCUUCGCGUCCGACGUGGCCAAGGGGCGGCUCGAGGGCCUCAAGGACCUCCCGCCUCGCGGGGAGCUGGCCCGCCUCUGCGUGCCGGUGAUCGCGCGCGAGAUCUACGAGCAGUUGUACCUCGCGGUCCCGGCCGGCUCCGAGCCCACGGCGAGGAAGGAGUGGUGCGUCCCGUGCGUCCACUCCUCCGCGCCCCUCGCUCUCGAGGCGCCGUGGGACAGCGGGUCGCUGUACGCGACCCUGGAGAGGCUCGACGCCGAGUCGCACGUGGAGGCCUUCUUGCGACACGACCGCGACGGGGGCGUCCGGGCGUUCGGGUUCGCCGCAUUCGAGCUCAACGUGCUGCAGGGGCAGUCGACCGCGAACUUCACGGACGCCGGGGGCACCGCCGAGUACCUCUUCCUGUCGUCGCCGCCGCGGGAGCUCGCGGAGUACAUCCGCGCGCAAUUAAACCCCUACUACGUCCUCUGCCAGGAGAGGCCGGAGCUGCGCCGCGUGAUCAAGUUCACCAUGCUGCGGCAUCUCAGGAAUUCGUACCACAUCGAUCGGAGGCGCCUCAAGCGCCCCAGGAGCGUCCUCGCGCGGGCCAAAGCGGCGCUCGGGGCACGGUUCCGCGAUCCGGAGCCACCGUCUCCGCAGCACGUCGACAGGCUCGUCCGCGCCCUGGUCGACAGGCCCCAUGGCUGGCUCUGCCCUGGCUCGCCAGACGGCAUCGCCCCGGUCGUGAUGCAUCCGCCCGGCUCGCACGGCAAGCUGGGGUACUCCGCCCCCGGCGCGCAGUACGUCGCGAGCCUGGACGCCACGGACUCGGGAGGCGUGCACUCCUCUGAAAACACCCAGUACAUGAGCCGCGCGUUCAACCUGGCGUUCAAGAACUGGAUCGCCAUGGUUGACGGCGUCAAGGCGCUGGCCGUGCUCGCUGGGUGGUUCGUGGCGCGCGACCGGCUCCCCGCGGACAUGUACGCGCGCCUGUUCCCGGCCGGGGGCAGCGCGCAGGCGGUCGUGCUGGCGGGGCCCCUCGCGGUGCCCAGUUCAGGCGAAGACGUGCCGGACCCGAAAGACAUCUCCCUCCCCAUCCCCCCGCCCAGCCCCCCCACCCCCGGCCCCUUUGGCGACCUUGUCCCCAUGCCCCGCCUCCCAAAGUUCACGGAAGCGCAGGGCCGCCUGCUGUACUGCCAGAUGCUGGCCCUGAUUCGUUGCGGACUCGAGCAGUGCAACAACCAGCUGCAACGACAGCUUUUGGUGUCGCAGUACCUCGACGACGAGUCGACGUUCUGCCCGCACAGCCCCCACUGCGUGGUGAACGUACCGCACGGGCCUUGGCAGUGCGCUCUGCUCGCCGUCGUCCCCGCCAGCCAGGAGGCGCUCAAAGAGAGGCGCAAGCAGCAGAAGCGCUGCGUAGACUGCGGGAAGAAGCGCAUCAAGCGCGUUUUCCGGGAGCGCGUCACAAAACGCGCACACGACGGCACGCGUGCGUUGGUCAAGGACGCGUCCGGUAACGACAUCUGGCGCGACAGGGUCAGUCGCGAGGGCGGCCGCGGGCGCUGCAAGCUCUGUUAUGAGCGGUGGUGGCGGGCGAAGAAGCUCAACCGUGAGCAGCCCGACGCGGCGCCGGACCAUGGUCGGCACGGGUUCGAGGGGGAGCACAAGCACCGGGGCUGCCACCGCUCGGCUCGGUGCUUCCUGCCGAUGAGCCUGGAUGGCACGGUCGGGCACAUGGUUUGCAACGAGGCCGAGGAGGACCUGAUCUCUCCCGAAGAGUUCCAGAAACUGCGCGCGAAGUGGUGCUGUGCCAACGUCGCGAAUGGAUGCCCGCGCAGCACCUAUGAGGGGGCCUUCCCUGGCGGACGCCCUUGCGCCGUUAAAAUGAUGCCGUGCGGCGACCAUCGCCGCUGCAACCCGUGCUGGAAGGUGUGGAGCAACCCCAACUCGACACCCGAUCGCAACAUGCACGGGGUGAGGCCGGAGCCACACGGCAGCAAGUUGUUCCACCUGCCAACGUAUCCCGAGCGCUCCCUCGCGUGGGGGGGGGGCGCUGACGGCGCGUCGGCCGGCUGCAUCCAGGACGGCCGGUGCUGCACGUACGCGCCGGGGGGGUUCCAUGAGAACCAGUGCGCGAUUGAGGACUGUCUGCGCCCGGCCUCCCCCGAGGCCCUCCGCGCGCGCCGCGACGCGAUCGUCGGCGACUUUGUGUGCGCGAAGUGCAAGCGCCCCGCCGUGGAGUGCCUCGAGGACGGCCUCCACUUCUACAAGAAGCUCGAGAUCAAGUCGCAGCGGCUCUGCGAGCGCUGCAAGCACCCGCACAGGUACCCGGACCACUGA
This is a messenger RNA of Pedinophyceae sp. YPF-701, 3180 nucleotides long. NCBI's taxonomy places the organism in Eukaryota, Viridiplantae, Chlorophyta, Pedinophyceae. The record is from the annotation of a GenBank genome assembly.